This is a messenger RNA of Camelina sativa (false flax), 696 nucleotides long. RefSeq lists its product as uncharacterized. Lineage: Eukaryota; Viridiplantae; Streptophyta; Magnoliopsida; Brassicales; Brassicaceae. The record is from RefSeq and is a predicted model, not a curated record.
GUUUCCAUUGAUCUGAUUUGCUUUCUGCUACACAAAGUUGAUUAAAAAAAAAAAAAUGGCUUGGCGCAGUGCUGCUCGCUCUUUCGUCUCUGCAACCGCUAGAGCUCCGUCUCUCCGAUCUCCUCCGGCAACGCUUCCUCGCCUCCGUCCUUCCCAAUCCUCUUUACCUCGCCGCCGAUUCGCCUCUUUCACUAAUCCCAGGAAUUUGGGAGAGCUUGGAUGCACAGAGUCUUUCUUGCCUCUGUACAAUGUAGUGUCUGCAGCUCGACUCACAUCUCACCUUAAUGUCAAUCUCCGAGCUUUCUGCGAGCUCUCUAACGGGAAUGGAAAAGAUGGGUGAUGGAAGUGGAUUUUCAGUCGCUGUCAAGAGAGGUGCUACUGCUUUUGUACUUAGAAUGCGCAAAGUGGAUGCAUCAGUAAUCUUGAAGCAGUUGGGUACUUGAAAAAAGGGGUGUACCAAGAAGAACUCAUUGGUUGUUUUGUCCUUCAUUAGGAACCAAAAACUAAAUAUAUUUAUUUGAUUUUUAUUCACAUUUGACAAUUUCCAGUUUUAGAAUAUCUGGUUAUUUCUUUAUAUUUCUUGUUUUUAAGCGCAAUGGCUAUGAAUACUCGAGGGUAGAUUCUUUCAGCAUAUUCCUGAAAGACCAUUGUUUCAUCUUGUAAUUUAUAAUGUUACUUAAAUCUCUUCGAGUGCUA